Raphanus sativus (radish) is the source of this 1049-nucleotide messenger RNA. Its product is annotated as NDR1/HIN1-like protein 12. Bases 189 to 881 code for a protein of 230 amino acids. Gene Ontology annotation, biological process: defense response to other organism. The record is from RefSeq and is a predicted model, not a curated record. Lineage: Eukaryota; Viridiplantae; Streptophyta; Magnoliopsida; Brassicales; Brassicaceae. The transcript has a single exon.
UGUUAGUUAAACAACAAACAAAACAAAAAAAAGACAAAACCUGCAGCUACUUAAACUUCUUCUCUUGCUUCUUUACCUUCACUCUUCACUACCAAACUCUAAACACUCUUGUUCUCAUACAUAACCAUACCUAUAAGCAGUUCAAAAAAAAAACAUACCUAUACAUACACACGUAUAUAUUCAUAGAUAUGGGAGAAGGAGAGGCAAAAGCUGAGCAAGCAGCCAAAGAAGAUCACAAGAAUGCUCCCUCCGCUUCUUCCACGCCGGAGUCUUGCUCCAAAGACAGCGAAGGAGGAGGAGGCGGAGGAGGAGAUGCUCUCCGCGCAAUCUGCGGUGCCAUCUUCACCGUCCUCGUCUUACUAGGAAUCAUCGCGUUAAUCCUCUGGCUCGUCUACCGUCCACACAAGCCACGUCUCACCGUCGUCGGAGCCGCGAUCUACGACCUCAACUUCACUACGCCGCCGUUGAUCUCAACCUCCGUUCAGUUCUCCGUCAUGGCGCGAAACCCGAACCGGAGAGUCUCCAUUCGCUACGACAAGCUCUCCAUGUACGUUACGUACAGAGAUCAGAUCAUAACGCCGCCGCUUCCGCUUCCGCCGCUUCGUAUGGGACAUAAGUCUACGGUGGUGAUAGCUCCGGUGUUGGGCGGCGACGGGAUACCGGUUUCGCCCGAAGUGGCGGAUGGACUGAAGAGUGAUGAAGCAAGCGGCGUCGUGAGGAUGAGAGUGGUGGUUAUAGGGAGGCUACGUUGGAAAGCCGGUGCGAUUAAGACUGGACGGUAUGGAUUUUAUGCCACGUGUGAUGUGUGGAUGAGAUUUAACCGAUCUUCUAAUGGUCAAGUUCCUCUUCUAGCUCCUUCAACUUGUAAAGUUGAUGUCUAGUUUUUAAUUUUGUCUUGUAGUAAUGUUUUUAAUUUUGUUUUGUAGUAAUGGCUUUCUUUAACCUUUUGUGUUAAAAAAAUGAAAAGGUAAGUUUAAAAGUUAAAUGUAAUUGUAAGCUUUGAUCUUCUGUUGAGAAUAAAUCCAGAUAUUAUAGAAUACAUUCUAAUC